UAUUGGUGGCCAAGUUUAUUGAUGAUUCGUGUUAACAAAUUUUUUCCAAACAAAACUUUUUCCCAUUUGAUAAUUUCAAUUAAGUCUCAUCAAUCACAAAGUUAAACUUUAUGAUUCAUUAAUUUUCUUCAAAUUAUUAUUAAGAUCUAGUUUAAAGUUUGCGUUUUUCUUUUUUCAUCCACAAUUGAACAUAAUUAAAAAGAAAAUGGACCAUUGCACAACGGUAAAAAUACAUAAAUUGACCGAAGAUUCACAAGAUAUUGAAGAUAUACUUUCUCUUAAUCCUCGUGUAAAAAACUGGGCAACCGUUAUUCCUAGCCAUCGUACUAAACAGGAAAAAUCUCAAUGGAAACGUAAUUGUGGCCGUAACGGUUGUGAUUGGUCGAAAUUGAUUGAAAAUUUUGAUGAUAUUAAACCAACAACAUUGAGUGAACGUGGUGCACUUCGUGAAGCUGCUCGUUGUCUAAAAUGUGCCGAUGCUCCUUGCCAGAAAAGUUGUCCAACUCAAUUAGAUAUCAAAACUUUUAUAGGCAUGAUUGCUAAUAGGAAUUAUUACGGAGCAGCUCAAUGUAUUUUAUCGGAUAAUCCGCUGGGCCUUACAUGCGGUAUGGUAUGUCCAACAUCGAAUCUUUGUGUUGGUGGUUGCAAUCUUUAUGCUACAGAAGAAGGUCCAAUUAAUAUUUCUGGCCUUCAACACUUUGCUGUAGAUGUAUUCAGAAAAAUGAAUGUUCCACAAACUCGUGAUCCAUCUCUGAAGACAACUGAUCAUCAGAUUCCUGAUGUAUUUCGAUCUAAGAUUGCGAUGAUCGGUUGUGGACCAGCUAGCAUAAGCUGUGCAACAUUUUUAGCUCGUUUAGGUUAUUUGAAUUUGACAAUUUUGGAAAAAGAAAACAUUCUUGGCGGUUUAAGCGCCACGGAAAUACCUCAAUAUCGUCUUCCAUAUCAAGCUGUUCAAUUUGAAAUUGAUUUAAUGUGUGAUUUAGGCGUGACAAUUCGAACAAAUCAAGCUUUGGGACGCGAUUAUACAUUGAAAUCACUUCGUAAUCAGGAUAAAUAUGAUUGCAUAUUUUUAGGCCUUGGGUUGCCUCAAUCAAAAUUAAAUUCCAUAUUCAAUAAUCUUAGCCCUCGUAAUGGUUUUUAUACAUCAAAAGAUUUUCUUCCAGCCGUUUCACGAGGAUCAAAAUUAUACGAUUCUGAGGCGAAUUUGCCUAAACUUCAUGGACAUGUGAUUGUUCUGGGAGCUGGUGAUACAGCAUUUGAUUGUGCAACAGCAGCAAUUCGUUGUGGAGCCAAACGAGUAACGGUCGUAUUUCGUCGUGGAUUUAAUAAUAUUCGUGCCGUACCAGAAGAAGUUAAUUUAGCUAUCGAAGAAAAAUGUGAACUAAUGCCAUUCAUGUCUCCAUAUAAUAUCAAAAUGGAAUCAGGUCACAUUGUAUCAAUGGAAUUUUAUCGAACUGAAAUCGAUGAUGACGGCCAUUUUGUUGAGGAUCGUGAACAAUCGAUAAAAAUUAAAUGUCAAUUUGUUAUAUCAGCUUUUGGUUCAUCAUUAACUGAUCCUGAUGUAAUCAAAGCACUGAAUCCAUUAAAAAUGAAUGAAAAAACUGGGUUACCGUUAGUUGAUGUUGACACUAUGUCUACAAGCAUUGAAUGGGUAUUUUGUGGUGGAGAUUUAGCCGGAGUUUCCGAAACAACCGUUGAAGCUGUUAAUGAUGGGAAAACGGCUGCAUGGUCUAUUCAUCGUUAUCUUCAAAGUAAACAUAACAAUGAUGUUGGUUCUAUAGCAAGAUUACCAAGAAUGUAUACACCGAUUGAUUCGGUAGACAUUAGCAUCGAAAUAUGUGGAAUACGUUUUCCAAAUCCAUUUGGUUUAGCAAGUGCGCCGCCUACUACCUCGGGUGCAAUGAUUCGUCGUGCAUUUCAAGCAGGUUGGGCAUUUGCUUUGACGAAAACUUUUGGCCUGGAUAAAGAUCUUGUAACAAAUGUAUCCCCCCGAAUUAUUCGUGGUUCAACAUCUAACCAUCUUUAUGGGCCACAUUUAAGCUCAUUUUUAAACAUUGAAUUAAUAAGUGAGAAAACAGCCGCUUAUUGGUGUAGAUGUAUUUCUGAAUUGAAAAAAGAUUUUCCUGAAAAUAUUAUGAUCGCAAGUAUAAUGGCUAAAUAUAAUCAAGAUGAUUGGAUUGAAUUAACACGAAUGGCUACGGAAUCUGGAGCUGAUGCAUUAGAAUUAAAUUUAAGCUGCCCACAUGGUAUGGGUGAAAGAGGAAUGGGCUUAGCUUGUGGACAAAAUCCUCAAAUGGUUGAAGAUAUUUGUAAAUGGGUCAAAUCGGUUUCAACUGUACCAGUUUUUGCCAAAUUAACUCCGAAUGUCACUGAAAUUGUUGAUAUUGCCCGUGCAGCUCAACGUGGUGGAGCCGACGGAGUAACUGUCAUAAAUACUGUAUCCAGUUUAAUGUGGUUACAAAGCGAUGGAAGUCCAUGGCCAAAAGUGGGAGCAGAAGCUCGCACCACUUAUGGUGGAAUGUCCGGCAAUGCAACCAGACCUAUCGCAUUGCGUGCUGUUUCGGCUGUGGCCCGUACCGUACCAGAAUUGACAAUUCUGGCCACUGGUGGUAUUGAUUCGGCGGAAUCGGGAUUACAAUUUCUUUAUGCAGGUGCAAGUGCACUACAAAUUUGCAGUGCUAUACAGAAUCAGGAUUUCACCGUCAUACAAGAUUAUAUAACCGGAUUAAAAACCUUACUUUAUUUGAAAAGUUUAAAUGAUGAAGAAUAUGACAAGAAAUGGAAUUUUCAAUCACCACCGACACCCGUCCAUCAAAAAGGGAAACCCAUUCCUGGUAAGGCUUUCAUUGAAUCAACAUUGUGUACUAAGAAGAACAAGAAAACACCUUCGAUAAUUAAACUAAAGGAUUUAGUCGGAUAUUCACUUCCGAAAAUUGGAACUUUUAAUCAAUUAAAUAAUAAAGAACAAAAAGUGGCAUUAAUUAACCAGGACAUGUGUAUCAAUUGUGGAAAAUGUUAUAUGACAUGUAAUGAUUCGGGCUAUCAAGCUAUCAAAUUUAAUGCAGGCACACAUUUACCAGAAGUUACGGAAGAUUGUACUGGUUGUACGUUAUGUUAUUCUGUUUGUCCAAUUAUCGAUUGUAUUGAAAUGGUACCUAAAUUAAGGCCGCAUAAAGUAAAACGUGGUAUACCACCUAUAAUGAAUUCUUGCUGAACACACACCGAAAGUUGAAAUAAAUUUAUAAAUUUUCUCAGUAAAAUUUUAAUGAUUUUUAUUUAUUAUUAUUAUUUAAAAUAAAAUCUUCAAUAAAAUUAUCAUUUGUCAUCUA
Dermatophagoides pteronyssinus (European house dust mite) is the source of this 3329-nucleotide messenger RNA. It is a transcript of the gene su(r), whose product is annotated as dihydropyrimidine dehydrogenase su(r). Gene Ontology annotation, cellular component: cytosol; cytoplasm. NCBI's taxonomy places the organism in Eukaryota, Metazoa, Arthropoda, Arachnida, Sarcoptiformes, Pyroglyphidae. The record is from RefSeq and is a predicted model, not a curated record. Gene Ontology annotation, biological process: uracil catabolic process; thymine catabolic process. Gene Ontology annotation, molecular function: NADP binding; uracil binding; iron-sulfur cluster binding.